AGUUUGCUUAAUAUGACGAAGUAUACUCAUCACCAUGUUGCAGUGUUUCUGCUUACAUUUUUAAGCUACGCAUUCUUUCAUGCAACAAGGAAAACAUUCAGAAAUGUUAAAUCUACAAUAUCUGAUGAGUGGAGUCCAUCUUAUCACAACAACACCAUUAACUUCACCAGGCCUGACAGGAUUUGGAACACCCGUCAUUUGUUUGACACAAGAAAAGAUGCGGAACCAUACUUAGGAAUUCUAGAUGCUGUGUUCAUGAUUUCAUAUGCUGUGGGUCUCUAUAUAAGUGGAAUGAUUGGAGAUAGAUUCAACAUGCGGUUGGUGCUCUCUUUUGGAAUGUGUUCAUCAGCAGUCACAGUGUUUCUCUUUGGAGUGGUAUUUGAGUGGGCACACUUCUACAACAAAUACGUCUACGUGAUCGUCUGGAUUCUGAAUGGCCUGCUACAGUCCAUGGGUUGGCCAACGGUGGUAGCCAUCAUGGGAAACUGGUUUGGAAAAUAUAG
This is a messenger RNA of Saccostrea cuccullata (small rock oyster), 503 nucleotides long. RefSeq names its product sugar phosphate exchanger 3-like. Gene Ontology annotation, cellular component: endoplasmic reticulum membrane. The record is from RefSeq and is a predicted model, not a curated record. Gene Ontology annotation, molecular function: transmembrane transporter activity. The annotation marks the transcript as partial. Lineage: Eukaryota; Metazoa; Mollusca; Bivalvia; Ostreida; Ostreidae. Gene Ontology annotation, biological process: transmembrane transport. The transcript has 6 exons.